UCCAGUAGGCCUCACUUUACUGGCUUAUUGGCUUCUUUCCUGAACUGGCCCAAAAAAAGUCCAAGGAAUCGAGUUUCGAUCGGAAAAAUUCCAAAUUCAACGUAAGCGAUCCCAACAGCCAGAUCGAUGGAAGGUCCGAAGAGUACCGGAACCUUGGGUGGAGUUUUGAAGAAGACCCACGAGUUAGUCAGCGGAUUGGAUGAGAUGCAGGUCACCACCGAUUCUCUGAUAAGCCUCGGGGAGAGCGUCAACCAGGACCUGGUCAACUGCAGCAAGUAUCGCGACGAACUGGUCCUGAAGCACCUGACCGAGCACAGCAAGGACGAUCAGCAAGUGAUGCUGCUGCGCGAGAACGCGGAGCUGAGGAACACCGUGGAUGAGUAUCAGAAGGGCAUUGAGCUCAUUAUGUCCAAGUAUCGGGAGCAUAGUGAUGGCAACAUUUUCGACGAUACGUACGCGGUGAGGGAGCGCUACGUGAGCGGAAUGAGCAAGAUAGUCGACGACCAGGACGCCCGCAUCGAGCACAUGCUGCAGAUGAUGAAGCUGACCGCCGACUUGGAGGAGAUCGAUAGCGAGGGGAACCAGCGGAUCAUCCGGCAGCUGACCGGCGAGAACGAGGAGAUGCGCCGCCAGCUGCAGAUCAGCAAUGCUGAUCCGAUGCUCCAGCAGGGAUCCCUCAAUUCCAGCGAGAGCAGCACCCAGUUCGAGAUGACCGACACCCCGGACCCGGAACCGGACCAAGAUCCGGACACCUCUGGUGGGGCCUCCAGUUUGAGCAGCCUGGAGAGCUUCAUCUCCUGCCUGUCGAGGGGCAUCGACGACGGCGAGGCAUCCUCCAGCAGUCACUCGGUGAUCAGCCAGUUGGAGAUCAGCCGCUUCAUCUAUGAGGCACUGGCCGACGAUCCCCCCGAUCAGGAGAAAUCCAGCAAGGAACCGGAACAGGGGACACCCAGCAAGCAACCGGAGGAGGAGUGAGAGACCCACACUAAUCCACACCCAUUGCCCAACUUCAGAAUUCGGGAAUUGCCGUUUGCGUUGAUACAUACAACUGAACUUGUGGGUGGGUGGUGUCGAUACGAAGAUUCGAAGUUAUAGUUCGAGAUGGACAUUGUUUAGCUUUUAGAUGUCGCAACCUAAAGUAAAUUUCCAUCCCGAAGUAUAACUUUUAUCGAUCUUUUAAGCCGUCUAUAGAUAUGUACAUUUUUGAUUAGUAUUCAUCUACUAAACCUUAUCUGCUUGUCACAUUUCUGUAUUUCGAGAAAGGAGUACCUUGUCACUUUCAUAAAUAUCUAUAUACAAUUUUA
Messenger RNA from Drosophila ananassae, 1304 nucleotides. RefSeq names its product FGFR1 oncogene partner 2 homolog. NCBI's taxonomy places the organism in Eukaryota, Metazoa, Arthropoda, Insecta, Diptera, Drosophilidae. The coding region runs from base 127 to 975 and encodes 282 amino acids. The record is from RefSeq and is a predicted model, not a curated record. The transcript has a single exon.